Gadus chalcogrammus (walleye pollock) is the source of this 1531-nucleotide messenger RNA. RefSeq lists its product as uncharacterized. NCBI's taxonomy places the organism in Eukaryota, Metazoa, Chordata, Actinopteri, Gadiformes, Gadidae. The coding region runs from base 57 to 1034 and encodes 325 amino acids. The transcript has 7 exons. The record is from RefSeq and is a predicted model, not a curated record.
AUUCAAAGAGCUCUACAAAGAGGGGUUGUCUUGAGCAUCCAUCAGACACGGAUGAAAUGGGUUCAAGUGACUCAACAAUCAUUCUGGAUCGGUCCACAGAAGGAAGUGACAGCCAAGGCUCAGAAAGUCAGUUAGAAGGAAAAAGGAGAUCCCAAAGCCUGCCUGAAGAAGCACCCUCUGCCCUGUCCAGUCCUGAUGCUGAGUUUGUCCAACUGUCUCAUGACUCUAACAAGUCUGCAGAUGUUGACAGUCCAGACUCCUACAGUCCAGCGAUCUUGGCCAAGCACUACAAGACCCUACAAACUUUGUAUAAAAGAAAAAAUCCAAACCACCACGAUGUCUCUCAUCUCUUGGAUUUGGAAUUUGUAUCCCGGAGAGCAUUCAUUGACUCAAAUACCAUUCGCGAGGAGGACAGACACGAGAAAGUUCUAGAUGCAUAUCAAUGUUUCAGGGACGUUGGACAUGUGAUGGAGGAGCUUCAACGCAUUCUGGAUAAGGAUAACACCAACUUCAUCGAUGAACUGAAAGGAAGAUGGCAUGACUUCUGCCAGAAGGUGCAGUUUUUUGGUGUAUGGAAAAAGGCGUUGAAACCCCCAAUGGGAAUGGACAAAGCUGAACAGGCUCUUGAGAUCCUACGUGUGCUGCCAUCACUGUUCCCCUCCACGUCUGCUCCUCCAAAGAGGGUACGAAAUGCGAGUGAGGCUCUGGUGCAUGUCCUCGAGGAAACGGAAGACCCCAAUUCAUACCUGAAAAAACGGCCUCUCUCCUGCCCAGUCCUGAUUGUCAGUCCGUCCAACUGCCUCCUAGCGGUAGGAGAUGUGGGAAUAACCACCUUUCCAAAAGACAAGCUUACCGAGAGUGCUUUAUACCUAAUGGCCUACUAUUAUACCCUACACCUGACCUAUCCAAAGUGUGUAGCCACUCUGCUUUCGGUCAUCCAGACGGAGGUCCUCUUAGACAAAAUCCAUGAGAGAGAUCUCACAUCGUCUUACAAGAAGAGCAUGGCUGAGUGGGAAGCUUUUAUUGGCCAAUAAAACCACUGGUCAGAUAUGUGGUGUACAGGAUAGCACUUCCUCUCUCCCGCCAAGGUUGCCACAGUCCAUGUUCAUUGCAUGUUUUCAUGUUGGAGUUCCAUAAAUACUGUGAGCCAAAAUGUUGAAGAAAUUAAGAUGUUUCCCUUUUAUGUUCAAUUAAAAAAAAUUGGGUUAAAUGCAGGACUAGUUUUCAUUUAUUCUGUCUUAUAAUAAAUAGUUAAUGUCUUGAAUCUAGUAGGUGAAUGUCUUGAAUUUAGUAGGUGAAUGUCUUGAAUCUAGAACAGUAUUACUUUUGUAGAGCUUAAAAUAAGGUAAAUACACUUGAUGACAGGAUGGUAAAUUACUUUUUAUAAUGGCAAAAGAGUCAGGAAGGCUAACUUCAAGACAUUUUGUCUCAAAAUGCCAUUUUCUAAUCUUAUUUCAAGUAGCUGGUGGACUUAAAUCUAAAACAGUGUAACAAUUAUAUAACUAAAAAUGUGUUAAAUACACUUGAAACA